GACGCUCGCGCCGUUGCUGUGCAGGGCAAUCUUGUCAUCACGACUCCCAACAUGCACUUCGUUCCGGAAUUCCGUCACUUCGACGAUGAAAUCUUACAAGUGCGCGCAGAUGGUCACUUUGGUGUUAUCGAUUGUUUCCAAUGGCCUCAGGCUUACGACGAUACAUUUUGCUAUGCCGCUUGCAUACCUCGAAAGGAGGCCUUUCUGUCUCCUCACCCACUUUAUUGGGCCUGGUUCACCCCUACCCAGAAUGAUCUUAAGUCCAUUCCUGGGAAUUCGUUUCCUGUGGGCACACUGGCGUCGGAUAAGGUCGAAGGCUUGCAAUCCCUCUUCAAGCUGGCAGAACAACGACUCCAUGACUGCCUUUUGUCCCUCCGACAUGCCGUCGCACGCUUGAAGUCACAUCCCCUCACAUUUCGUGAUCUUCUCAUUUUCGUCACCGAUGCUCAGCGUCUCUUUCUUGAUAUCUACUCUGACAUCGACUGGGUACUUAUAGCUCAGCCUCUCACGACUUCAGGCCUUCGUCAUGCUGUUCGGGGCGAUUGGAUGGGCACUUUUGUGCAGAGUAGCGACGUCUGCGAGAAGUUAUUCUGCGCUGGUGUCCCCGUUUGGUAUGUUCGCGCAAGCGCAUACAUUCCCCCGAACAUGAAGGUUGUCGAACCAGUUUUACUUACCCGUCCAGAUCACAUCAUCAUUGGCAUGUACACGGAGGGCAGUAAAGUUCGCCCAUUCGAAGUGAUAUACCACGGUCCUGGUGGUCAUAGUUGUCAUGUGCACGUUCGCCGCCUAUACGCAGGUACAACGCACUUAGACCCCAAGGCAGCCAACCCUCAACCAUCGUCCAGCUCGAAUUCCGAUCCUAAAGGAUCUAGUCAUGGCAAGGCGCCAUCUCGACAGAAGACUCGUCCUGCUCAGUCAGGCGAAUCCAGGGACAAGUGGCAAGACCCUGACACUCCUUACCUUCCACCGCCGAACCUGCAUUGGGAAGCAGCGAUGAAAAUUGCAAUUAGGGACCAGUCGCGCAUUCACACGCCCUACGUUAUCGAUCGGGGGUAUAGAUUCCCUGAGCCUGCUCUUCUUAUCGGCCCCAAACUGCCUGAACGUCUGCAGAUAUAUCUUGCCAAUUGGCUUGCAUCUCGUGUGCUGUGGGUAGGCCGAGUCGACCACGAUCCUCCACGCACUUAUCCCACUCCUCAACUCUGGCGCGACUUCCUUGGUAGUGUGCCUUCUGCCCAGCCACAAUCUCAUCAGGAGAAAGCUCCUGACAGAAAUGGUCUUACGGCCACCGAGAAGCGGAAGCAGGUGAUGCGGGAGUUGUUCGGCGAUGAUUUGCUAGAAUCUCAGGGCGAUGUAUUUUCGCCAGAUGGAGUUGUUGAAUUUCGGGGUGAAGAAAUCUCCAUCGGCAGUCUUACUAAUCCUUCCGCUCUUCUAGCCCAGAAGGUCACAUGGGAGCUGUUUGAACUUGGCUUUCGAUACGAGUUGAGGGAUCUUGAUCGUCACUUGGCGCAGAGACAAUGGAAGGAAGAUCCAGCUGGUCGUGAGCAACUCCUCCAUGGCAUCUUCCCGGGCGACGCUGGUCUAGUGAUGUGGUCAGAGCCAUUUCCGUCGGAACAUUACGGGUUGUGGGAUAACACCCUGAAGGGCUGUCUUCCUUACGUGGAGAAUUUUCGCCGACUGCUUUGCGAUUGGGAUGGCGUGCUGCCUCUUCUUAUGACCCCGCUGACAUCAGACAACUUCACAGAUACCAAGUCUUGGGAAGUCAAGCGUGUAGCCAUGGCAUUUUACGUCCAGACAUUUUUUGAUCAUUUCGGCAGGCCUCCCAUCGUACCCCAUUCGCUUCCCAUGCAAUCAUGA
Suillus discolor is the source of this 1854-nucleotide messenger RNA. RefSeq lists its product as uncharacterized. Lineage: Eukaryota; Fungi; Basidiomycota; Agaricomycetes; Boletales; Suillaceae. The record is from RefSeq and is a predicted model, not a curated record. The annotation marks the transcript as partial. The transcript is spliced from 3 exons.